This is a messenger RNA of Haemonchus placei, 408 nucleotides long. The record is from the annotation of a GenBank genome assembly. Lineage: Eukaryota; Metazoa; Nematoda; Chromadorea; Rhabditida; Trichostrongylidae.
AUGAUUAGCCACCCCGGGACUGGAUUAGUUCGGGUAGAGGACGACUUUUGUUACGAAAUCAUCGGACGAGUUCUCUCCAUCGACAAACCAAGAAGUCACAUCGCUCGUCAUCUCAACCUGCACUACAACUGCACUGAGAAAUGUACCAUCGAAUGCCAACACAGCGGGACCGUUCAAGAUGAUUGCACUUGCAAAUGCGCGUACGGAUUCUCCGGCUCAAGAUGUGAACAACUCGCCAAGCAAGCCUCAUUUACUGACAGUUCCUGUGGAGUGAUCGACGUUGAGGGCGAUGGAGUCGUCGCCCUGUCCACCUAUCCUUCACCUCGUUCCAAAAUCACUUUCUGCCAAUGGCUUCUCCAGACGUCAGACCCAUGGGCAGUGAUCGAAGUGGACAUCGAACGUCUCGGA